AUGGCGGAACCAACCAAUACACCGGUGCCAGCUUCUACACCGCGAGCUACAUCUCCUGCUCCUCAACUCCCCUUCAUUUCCCAAGGAUCUCUUUCAGUACGGUCAUCCAUGACAUCCUCAAAACCGCGGGUUCUUCAUAUUGGAGACCCUAUCAAAUACAAUCCUGACACAUAUCUCCGCUUCAGCAUUCAGUGUGAGGUCAUCAGACCGCCAAUUGAAGAGCGACAGCGACCAGAGUUCAUCAAGGCCCUCAAGGAAAAGAGAUGGGGUGAUUUCGAUGCCAUAUUCCGUCCAUUUUGGGGAACUGGAGGCGAAAUGGGGAAAUGGGACCAAGAGUUGAUCAGUCUGCUGCCACAGAGUGUCAAGGUAUUUGCGAGUGCAGGUGCUGGCUUUGACUGGGCUGAUACGAAGCUACUGGGAGAACGAGGAAUCAUCUACUGCAAUUCUGGUCUGGCAGCUGCCGAAGCUGUAGCUGACUUUGCCAUCGUUGGCAUCAUUUCAACAUUCCGGGUCCUCCCAUGGUGUAUCUCAUCCGCCAUGUCCGGCGAUGAGGAGGCAUUCAAGGAGAAUCAUCGCGAUGCUACAAUGCAGUCGUACAAUCUUCGCGAUCAGGCUUUAGGCAUCAUUGGUUUUGGUAACAUUGGCCAGCAGAUUGCUGCUCGUGCCCGACAUGGCUUUGGGAUGGACAUUCACUAUUAUGAUGUGCUUCCCAAGCCUGCUGCUGUCGUUGCUCCUGUACGAGCUACUCACCAUGAGACACUUGAGAGUCUGCUUGGUCGAUGUGACUGUGUUGUUCUCUGCACACCAGCUGGUGAAGGCACUCUGAUCGACUCAAAGACUCUGCCACACUUCAAACGUGGAUCGCGGUUUGUCAACAUUGCACGGGGAAGUCUUGUUGACGAGGAUGCACUGGUUGCUGCCCUUCGAGACGGUACACUGUCAAGCGCGGCUCUCGAUGUUCACGCAAACGAGCCAAAGAUACACCCUGAACUGUUGGAGCUUGCCAAACAAGGCCGUGUGUUGGUGACAUGCCACAAUGCCGGUGGAACAGUCGACACCCACAAGGGUUUUGAAGAGCUGAGCAUGAGAAACAUCAUGGCUGUUCUCAGUGGUGUAGAGGCCAUUACCCCUGUGAACCUAGAGUUUCUCAAGAAGUAG
This is a messenger RNA of Fusarium fujikuroi IMI 58289, 1158 nucleotides long. RefSeq names its product related to D-mandelate dehydrogenase. Gene Ontology annotation, cellular component: cytosol. Lineage: Eukaryota; Fungi; Ascomycota; Sordariomycetes; Hypocreales; Nectriaceae. The transcript has 2 exons. Gene Ontology annotation, molecular function: NAD binding; glyoxylate reductase (NADPH) activity; hydroxypyruvate reductase [NAD(P)H] activity. The record is from RefSeq and is a predicted model, not a curated record. Bases 1 to 1158 code for a protein of 385 amino acids.